GGCGUCGUCUGCUGAGGGUUUGGGAAGCCCCAGCGGCACGGGGAUCUUGGUGAAGGUCAAUGCGGAGAAGGUCGCCGUCACGCUGCCGCAGGAAGAAGGGCAAGAUAAUGACAGUAAGGGCAAGCUGGAGUGUACGUACACCUCAAGCCUGCCUAUAAUUGAGCUCGACCCCACAUCCCCCACGCUGUUCCGAUUUGUCUCCACUUCUUUCAUUUUAGACAGACUUAUUGGAAGACUGCCCUCCGAAGACUCAUCCGGACUUGUUGCUGCAGUGGAAGAGACAGACGCGCGUUUGAGUCUUUUCUUCAACAUCAGUUUGCUGCUGCAGGAGCUGCACCGGGCCCAGGGCCUGAACGCGCGGCUGUCUCGAGACUUCGCGAGAGCAGCAAAAGAAAAGGAGCAGCUGGAGGAAGAGAUGAGACACACAAUUAGGGCUUUUCAGCUGCAGCUAGACAGUAAACCCUAA
Messenger RNA from Eimeria tenella, 466 nucleotides. RefSeq lists its product as uncharacterized. The record is from RefSeq and is a predicted model, not a curated record. The transcript has 5 exons. NCBI's taxonomy places the organism in Eukaryota, Apicomplexa, Conoidasida, Eucoccidiorida, Eimeriidae. The annotation marks the transcript as partial.